UCGAGUUCUCUUUCGGCCCCCUCCCUUGACUGGGGACAAAUCGUCUUAAGGACUUCUCUGUCAGUGGCACAUUGUAAAUAUCCUUUUCCCGCCAUUUCUCAGCUUCGUACCUCGCCUAUCGCCAUUCGGCUUCUACUUCAUCCACGAAAGGCAGGAAUCUAGCAGUUGAUCUUUCGUUUGGGUUUCGGACGGAGCGUUGAUCGGCCAUGACUGAUUCAUGGGUUCCUUCAGGGCAAAGCCCUCACUUUCAUCACCCAACCGCUGGCAUCAUCAAGAGGGUUCGAUUGGAGAACUUCAUGUGUCAUAGCAGCCUCGAGAUUGAGCUUGGAGAGUGGGUCAAUUUCAUUACUGGUCAAAAUGGAAGUGGCAAGAGCGCAAUCCUAACUGCAUUGUGUGUUGCAUUUGGAUGUCGAGCAAGAGGGACUCAGAGAGCAGCGACUCUGAAGGAUUUUAUAAAAACUGGCUGCAGUUAUGCUGUUAUCCAUGUGGAAAUGAAAAAUGAAGGGGAAGAUGCUUUUAAGCCACAAAUAUAUGGUGAUAUGAUCACCUUAGAACGUAGGAUAUCUGAAUCCACGAGCUCCAUUGUGUUAAAAGACUACAAAGGAAAGAAGGUUGCCAGUCGGAAAGCAGAACUCCAGGAAAUGGUUGAGCAUUUUAAUAUUGAUGUGGAGAAUCCGUGUGUAGUUAUGAGCCAAGACAAAAGCAGGGAAUUUUUGCAUUCGGGAAAUGAUAAGGAUAAAUUUAAGUUCUUUUACAAAGCUACACUUCUUCAGCAAGUUGAUGAUCUUUUGGAAAGUGUUUCUAAAGGAUUAGAGCAUUCAUUUGGACUUCUUGGAGGAUUGGAGGCUACAAUAAGGCCUGUAGAGAAGGAGCUUAAUGAGUUGAGAGUCAAAAUUACAAACAUGGAACAAGUUGAACAAAUAUCACUGCAGAUUCAGCAAUUAAAGAAAAAACUUGCUUGGUCAUGGGUUUAUGAUGUGGACAAGCAAAUCCGGGAUCAAUAUUCAAAGAUUGAUAAAUUAAAGGAUCGAAUACCUACUUGCCAAGCCAAAAUUGAUGACCAACUGCAUCGGGUUGAAGAGUUGAGGGCAUAUUUACAUAAUAAGAAAGGGCAUAUCAAAAACUUAUUUGAAAAGACAUCAGAAGUGAAGCAGAAGAAGCAAAAUUUACAACAAUCUAUAUCUAUGGCUAGAAAAGAAGUACUUGAAAAAGAACAAGAGUGCAAACGCAUAACUGUCAGUAUUGAGAAGAUGGUAAAGCGUGUUAGGACUCUUGAAGAACAGGUGCAGGAUGUUUAUGAGAAGCAUGCACAAAGUACUCAGGCUGAAGAAUCUGAGAUAGAGGAGAUACUGAAGGUGCUCCAAAACGAGGUUGCUGCUGCUGAAUCAGCUCUGACAAGGUUGAGGGAAGAGGAAGCUACACUAUCUGACGAUGUUCAAAGACAAAGUAAUGAAAUAAAGAAGAUUGCUGAUGAAAUUGAAGGACAUGAUAGACGUUAUCGUGAUAUCAACUUUUCCAUCCGUGAGCUUAAACAACACCAAACCAAUAAGGUCGCAGCUUUUGGAGGAGAUAGAGUGAUGAACCUACUGCGUAUUAUUGAGAGAAGCUGUAGGAGGUUUAAGAGGCCACCUAUUGGCCCAAUUGGUGCCCAUCUGAACCUGGUCAAUGGUGAUAAGUGGGGUGUUGCUAUUGAGCAUGCAAUUGGGAAGAUGCUGAAUGCUUUUAUAGUGACUGAUCAUAAGGAUUCUCUUCUUUUGAGAGAAUGUGCAAGGGAAGCAAACUAUGGUCACCUCCAAAUUUUUAUUUAUGAUUUUUCAAGAUCACGAUUGUCUUUACCAACACACAUGCUUCCCCAGACAACACAUCCAUCGAUCCUUUCUGUUUUAUAUUCAGCGAAUGACACUGUGAUUAAUGUCUUAGUGGAUCUGGGGAGCAUUGAGAGACAAAUUCUUGUUAGGGAUUAUGAUACGGGCAAAAUGGUUGCAUUUGAUCAAAGGAUUCCAAAUCUGAAGGAGGUCUUCACCUCAGAUGGAUAUAAAAUGUUUUCUCGGGGCUCAGUGCAGACUGUUCUUCCCCCUAAUAAGCGGCAGAGAACUAGUCGACUGUGUAGUUCUUUUGAUAAUCAAAUUAAUGUUCUUGAAGUUGAUGCAUCCCACGAACAAGAAGCAGCUAAUCGCUUAAAGAGAAAUAAAAGGGAGGCUGAAGAGAAGCUUGAGAUUCUUGAUAGGCAGCUAAGGCAUGUAAAGAGGCUUUGUUCAAAUGCAGUGAAGGAUUUGUCUUCUAAGAAAUUAGCAUUCGAAGAUGAGAAGAACCAGCAUGCUAUGGCAAAUCAAUCAUCACCUGCAUCAUCUGUGGAUGAGAUUCAACAAGAAAUUUCUGAAGUCCAACACGAAAUACAAAGGAAGAGGGAAUUGUUGAAAGAAUGCCAGAGUAGGAAGAAUGAAGCAGCAGUAAAGGCUGAUAAUCUUAAAGUAUCCUUUGAAGAACUAUGUGCAUCGACACAAGAAGAGAUCAGUGCCCUUGAGAAAACAGAGAAUGAACUAAUGCAGAUUGAACGGGACAUGCGUUCAGCAGAAGAGGAGAAGGCUCAUUAUGAAGGGAUCAUGCAACGCAAGGUACUCCCAGAUAUCAAGGAGGCAGAGGCACGCUACAUGGAGCUUAAGCAGCAACGAGAGGAGUACAACAAAAAGGCUUCUAUAAUUUGUUGCGAGGAUGAACUUCAAUCUUUAGGUGGUUGUGAUGGAAGCACACCAGAGCAAGUCAGUGCACAGAUAGAAAGACUAGCUCAGAGACUCAAGCGUGAGAGCCAAAGAUACACAGAAUCAUUAGAUGAUCUCAGGAUGUUGUGUGAGAAAAAAGAACGCAAGAUCAUGAGAAAGCAGCAAGCUUACAAAGCCUAUCGAACAAAGUUGAAUGCUUGCCAGAGAGCCUUAGAAUUGCGAAAGAACAAGUUUCGCAGAAAUGCAACUCUUUUGAGGCGCUUGUUGUCUUGGAAAUUUAAUGCCCAUUUGGGAAGAAAAGGAUUCAGUGGACUUAUCACAGUCAAUUAUGAAGAAAAAUCCCUUUCAAUCAAGGUGCAAAUGCCUCAAGAUGCAUCGGGAUGUGCUGUUCGUGACACACGAGGCCUUUCGGGUGGGGAGCGUUCUUUUUCAACAUUAUGCUUUACACUAGCCCUUCAUGACAUGACAGAAUCCCCUUUCCGCGCAAUGGAUGAAUUUGAUGUUUUUAUGGAUGCAGUCAGUCGAAAGAUUAGCUUGGAUACUCUUGUGGAUUUUGCUGUGGAACAAGGAUCCCAGUGGAUAUUGAUCACCCCACAUGAUAUUAGUAUGGUUAGGCAGGGAAACAGGAUAAAGAAGCAGCAAAUAGCAGCUCCCCGUUCUUGAUCAAUAAUCAUCAUCUGUAAUUUAUUUGAAUGUCUGCUUUAGGUGUAGAUGUGUAAGUAUGGUUCAAAGCGUUCUACUGUUGCCUUCGGUGCCAACACAGCACCAAUGACCUUUUGCUAAGGCUCAUUGGACAAGGUUGCGGGUUCUAUAUCGCCUGCCAAGGUAGUGUGUGUGGGUUAUGUAUGUUUUUCGAAAAAUGAACUGUUCGGACUUGCAUGACAUGAUGUAGAUAUGCCUGCCAUUUUUGUUGCUUGACUACCAUUUUUUGCUGGCACUAGUGAAUGGUAAGCAGAUUUACAUAUUCCUGUAGGCAGUAAAACUGAGGCAGACUUUUUAGCUAACCACAAUCAGCUGUUGCAAGUCAAUUAAAAUGCAUUGGAAGUUGGGUAAGGGAAGAUAUUUUCUUCCUUUGAAAUAUCACAUUAUUGUAGAAGAAAAUUUUAUACAUAAAGCGUGAAGAGGAGGAUGGCCAUCUCCCAAAUUUUUCUCUCCGGUCUCUUUUAUAAGGAAUCUGUAACUAUUUGGUCAGAACUAUGGAAAUCGAGUUGUUAUUAAUUUUAUGAGAAAAAAAAAUAAAAUUUUAA
Messenger RNA from Prosopis cineraria, 3967 nucleotides. Its product is annotated as structural maintenance of chromosomes protein 6B-like. Gene Ontology annotation, biological process: double-strand break repair via homologous recombination; chromosome organization. Gene Ontology annotation, cellular component: Smc5-Smc6 complex; chromosome; nucleus. The record is from RefSeq and is a predicted model, not a curated record. NCBI's taxonomy places the organism in Eukaryota, Viridiplantae, Streptophyta, Magnoliopsida, Fabales, Fabaceae. Gene Ontology annotation, molecular function: damaged DNA binding; ATP binding; protein binding. Bases 207 to 3383 code for a protein of 1058 amino acids. The transcript is spliced from 28 exons.